This is a messenger RNA of Suillus clintonianus, 834 nucleotides long. RefSeq lists its product as uncharacterized. The record is from RefSeq and is a predicted model, not a curated record. NCBI's taxonomy places the organism in Eukaryota, Fungi, Basidiomycota, Agaricomycetes, Boletales, Suillaceae. Bases 159 to 623 code for a protein of 154 amino acids. The transcript has 2 exons.
CCGCAUUCCCCUGGAUGAACUUGUCACAGCUGGCAGGUGCACCGGAUCGGCCUUAGCGGCAGAAUUCAAGCAGCACAACUUUCACCUUCGUAACGCGUUCGAUGAGUCUACUGAAGACCAGUCCCGACAAAUCCGGCAGCUGACACCGCCAUGGGAUUAUGUUGUUUCACGUAUCAGCAUGCUACCUGAUUUUUUCCCGUUUUCUGCUGCCUCCGCGCUGUUUUCGGAUAUCUAGAAGGCGACAGAAGACGGGCCAGUCAUUAUCGUCAACGCAAGCCAUUAUAGCUGCGACGCCUUGUGUAUCACAGGUACCCAAGAUCCUGUCUAUGUUCCACUUGAUACCACACGGACCGAAGUCUCAGAAUUUUCCUUCGAGUUCCAGUCCCUCGCGGAGGAUUUUGGUCCGUCCGAGCAUCAACUCGAAUUGCGCAAGCUGUUCUCAGGGCAUGAUCCACUUUACAUCCUCUACAUGCAGUAGGAUUAAGUACGAGAAUAAGAACCAACAUUUGCCUCGCUUUUUCAUCUCUUCUUUCACCUCAAUUUCGGUGACGCUCAUUCGCACAAGACAGCCACUUUCUCGAGAGGCGUCCACGCAAACCUUUUGUUACCAUUGGUCAAGCUAACCCGAACAGAGGGAAGGAACCUCGAUGUGUCGCUCCCGAGCUAGUCAUUGUCACUCAGCGUGUCGUGCCCACUUUGUCCUUUAUAUUGCUCGAGGACAGCGAUGUAAUCCAGGGCGCAUUCAACGCACUAAACCGUAAUCAGUGACUUCACCUGGCCUGCCACAAUGCGCGACAGGCCUUUAACGAUCAGGGAGGUCAUCCGAGCAGGAGG